Messenger RNA from Zasmidium cellare ATCC 36951, 954 nucleotides. RefSeq lists its product as uncharacterized. The record is from RefSeq and is a predicted model, not a curated record. The coding region runs from base 1 to 954 and encodes 317 amino acids. The transcript has a single exon. Gene Ontology annotation, molecular function: oxidoreductase activity. NCBI's taxonomy places the organism in Eukaryota, Fungi, Ascomycota, Dothideomycetes, Mycosphaerellales, Mycosphaerellaceae.
AUGAAUCUAGUGGACAUCAACUCCGACGGCCCCGUUGAGUACCCUCCCACCGAAGAACUGUCUGCUCCAGCAUCAGAAGGCGCAGGUUGUCCAACUCGAAGGAAAUGGCGUACUCUGAGCGACACCGACAAGCAAGCCUACAUCUCCGCAGUCCUCUGCCUUCAAAAUGCAACAUCAACUCUGGCUCCAAACACCAACCACACAGCCUACGACGACUUUCCUUGGAUCCACAGCCACGUCGGAUACGCCACCCACAACAGCGCUCCUUUUCUGCCCUGGCAUCGGUACUUUCUGCACAUCUACGAGACGGCCUUGAAGGAUAAGUGCGGUUAUACGGGUCGGCUGGUGUACUGGGACUGGACUUUGGAUUUCGAAGCUCUAGAACACAGUCCUGUCUUCGAUCCAGAGACAGGAUUCGGAGGCGAUGGUGAAAUAGGUGGUGCUAUCACAGUUGGUCGUUCCGGACGUUGCGUCGUCGAUGGACCAUUCGCUGGGACCCAUGUCAACUUCUACGACGUCAAAUUCGAACCGCACUGUCUUUCACGAGGGUUUAGAGACCUCGAAGGAAACCUCGGACACAUGGACGGGAAAGACAUCAGCCCAGAGUCCAUCGAAACUGUGCUCAGUAUUGACGGAUACGAAGACUUCGUCGCAGCCAUGGAAAGCAAAGUCCACGAUGCGAUCCCCUUCGGUAUUGCGGGUGACUUCGAAACAUUCACCGCUCCAUACGAUCCAAUCUUCUUCCUGCAUCAUACCCAGCUCGACAGAUUGUGGUGGCUCUGGCAGCAGCGUCAGCCUGGACGCGGGCUUGAGUCGUACAGCGGACAUAAGGGGCGGCACUCCAUCGAAAUGGCCAGCUUGGACGAUGACUUGCAUUACAAAGGUUUGGGGCCUGAUGUCAAGGUCAAGGACGUCAUGGACAUCGAGAACGAGUUGCUUUGUUACCGGUACUGA